AUGUCUGGUAGAGGAAAAGGUGGUAAAGGUCUUGGAAAAGGUGGUGCUAAGCGUCACAGAAAGAUUCUAAGAGAUAACAUCCAAGGUAUCACUAAGCCUGCCAUUAGAAGACUGGCAAGAAGAGGUGGUGUCAAGCGUAUCUCUGGUUUGAUCUACGAAGAAGUCAGAGCUGUUUUGAAGACUUUCUUAGAGUCCGUCAUCAGAGACGCCGUCACCUAUACCGAACACGCAAAGAGAAAGACUGUCACUUCUCUAGAUGUUGUCUACGCCUUGAAGAGACAAGGUAGAACCCUGUACGGUUUCGGUGGUUAA
This is a messenger RNA of Torulaspora globosa, 312 nucleotides long. It is a transcript of the gene HHF1, whose product is annotated as histone H4. The transcript has a single exon. Gene Ontology annotation, molecular function: DNA binding; structural constituent of chromatin; protein heterodimerization activity. Gene Ontology annotation, cellular component: nucleosome. The coding region runs from base 1 to 312 and encodes 103 amino acids. The record is from RefSeq and is a predicted model, not a curated record. Gene Ontology annotation, biological process: nucleosome assembly. Lineage: Eukaryota; Fungi; Ascomycota; Saccharomycetes; Saccharomycetales; Saccharomycetaceae.